AUGUCAAUUGUAUCACUACUAGGUAUCAAGGUUUUGAACAAUCCCGCUAAAUUCACUGAUCCAUACGAAUUUGAAAUUACUUUUGAAUGCUUAGAGUCUUUAAAACACGAUUUAGAAUGGAAGCUGACUUACGUUGGUUCGUCUCGUUCUCUGGACCAUGACCAAGAAUUGGACUCCAUUCUAGUGGGUCCGGUUCCCGUAGGGGUCAACAAAUUUGUGUUUUCAGCAGAUCCUCCCUCUGCUGAACUGAUUCCUGCAAGUGAACUAGUUAGUGUGACCGUUAUUCUUCUAAGUUGUUCCUAUGAUGGAAGAGAAUUUGUAAGAGUCGGCUACUACGUGAAUAAUGAGUACGAUGAAGAAGAGCUAAGAGAAAAUCCACCGGCAAAGGUACAGGUUGAUCAUAUUGUGAGAAAUAUACUUGCUGAAAAGCCAAGAGUCACGAGGUUUAACAUUGUUUGGGACAAUGAAAAUGAGGGAGAUCUGUACCCUCCUGAACAGCCUGGCGUUGAUGACGAAGACGAGGAGGAAGAUGACGAUGACGAAGACGAGGACGAGGAAGAUGACGAUGAUGGAGAAGAAAACGACGACGAAGGCAACGGAGAGGGAGAAGCUGAAGAAGCAGCUGAAGAAGAGGAGGAGGAAGAAGAAAAGACCGAAGAUAAUGAAACGAAUCUGGAAGAAGAGGAGGAGGAUAUAGAACACAGCGACGACGAUGAAGAUGAAGCAGAUGGCGAAAUCGUCCCAGCAGACAGAAACGUAGACGGUAACGAUAAGAAGAGGAGGAAAGUAGAAGAACAGUCCACAGAUAUUGUGUCCACCCCGAAGGACGCGGCAUCUCCAAGAAAAUAA
Molecule: messenger RNA, 849 nt
Organism: Saccharomyces kudriavzevii IFO 1802
Lineage: Eukaryota; Fungi; Ascomycota; Saccharomycetes; Saccharomycetales; Saccharomycetaceae
Gene: ASF1
Product: nucleosome assembly factor ASF1
Exons: 1
Coding region: 1-849 (282 amino acids)
Biological process (GO): nucleosome disassembly; DNA replication-dependent chromatin assembly; nucleosome assembly
Cellular component (GO): nucleus
Molecular function (GO): histone binding
Source: RefSeq, a predicted model, not a curated record